GUUUGUUUGUUUUUUCUUCAUAAACGGAGCCUGUUGAACUAUUUCAUUAAAUUAAAUAAACCUCACACAGUUAAAUGAAUGUGUUGGCAAUUAUUGUGACCAUAAGUGCAAUUUGUGGACUUCACGCCUUUAAAACAUCCAUUGUUCCCAAUGAGUUUAUUGUUCAAUUCCAUUCAAAGUACUUUGCACCGGUUAGAAAAUCCUAUAUCAAAGCGAAACUCCUUGGUUCAAACAUAACAAACUGGAUAAUUAUUCCUCGUGAAAAUAUAGCCUGGCAAUAUCCAAGUGAUUUCGAUGUCUUAAGAGUUUUAGGCGAUGAUGAAACAUUUGCAAAGUUGGUUGUAGAACGAAUUGAAUCUCACCCAUCAGUGAAGGCAGUGGUCCCGCAACGAAGUGUACGACGGAUACUGAACUAUAGUCCGAACAGCAAUUUAACCAACGUACACCGUCAUCCUCAAGGAGUUUUGAGGAACAGGAACUCGAACAAUGAUCGACACCGGCAAGUUUGCUCAGUACUGCACGCAAACGUCCUUUGGAAGCUCGGAAUUACAGGCAAAGGAGUGAAAGUGGCUAUAUUCGAUACUGGGCUAACCAAGAACCAUCCACACUUCCGAAAUGUAAAGGAACGAACCAACUGGACAAAUGAAAAGUCUCUGGAUGACAGAGUUAGUCAUGGCACCUUCGUCGCCGGGGUAAUAGCCUCCUCCAGGGAAUGUCUUGGCUUUGCUCCUGACUCAGAUCUAUACAUAUUCAAAGUCUUUACGAACUCUCAGGUUUCGUACACUUCAUGGUUUCUAGAUGCUUUUAACUACGCCAUAUACAGGAAAAUACACAUACUCAACCUUAGCAUAGGUGGACCGGACUUUAUGGACUCGCCGUUCGUUGAAAAGGUUUUGGAAUUGUCUGCGAACAAUGUCAUAAUGAUAUCGGCGGCUGGGAACGAUGGUCCUCUGUUCGGUACUCUUAACAAUCCCGGCGACCAAAGCGAUGUUAUUGGCGUCGGUGGUAUUCAGUUUGAUGAUAAAAUAGCGAAGUUCAGUUCGAGAGGAAUGACCACGUGGGAACUUCCUUUGGGCUACGGAAGAUUGGGACUUGAUAUAGUCACGUACGGAAGUCAAGUGGAAGGGAGUGAUGUGCGCAAGGGCUGCAGACGCCUCUCUGGGACAUCCGUUUCCUCUCCAGUUGUGGCAGGAGUGGCUGCUCUGCUAAUAAGCGGAGCUUUUCCAAAAAUUGAUUUGAUAAACCCAGCAUCUCUGAAGCAGGUUCUGAUUGAAGGGGCUGAAAAGCUACCGCACUACAACAUGUUUGAGCAGGGAGCUGGAAAACUAAAUCUGUUGAAGAGUAUGCAGCUGCUACUAUCCUAUAAACCGAAGAUUACCCUUAUUCCAUCAAACCUUGAUUUUACUUCGAACUAUAUGUGGCCGUAUAGCUCUCAGCCGUUAUACUAUGGAAGCUCCGUGGUUAUUGCAAACGUGACCAUACUCAAUGGCAUUUCGGUUACCAGUCAAAUUGUUGGCAUCCCCAAAUGGAUUCCCGACGUCGAUAAUCAUGGUCAACUUCUUGAAAUAUCAACACAAGUCUCCCCUAUCUUAUGGCCGUGGACUGGGUGGAUGGCAGUUUUUAUUGCUGUAAAAAAGCAUGGGGAAAACUUUGAAGGGCUUUGUAAAGGAAGUAUCACAGUAGUUGUGCAAAGUUUUAAAGAGUCAACCAACAAAACUCUACUGACAGAAGUCGAAUUUCCACUAAUAAUAAAAGUAACACAAAAACCUCCAAGAAAUAAAAGGAUAUUGUGGGACCAGUACCAUAGCUUACGUUAUCCUCCCCGCUAUAUACCACGAGAUGAUCUGAAAGUAAAGCUAGAUCCUCUGGACUGGAGGGCAGACCAUAUACACACAAACUUUAAGGACAUGUAUACACAUUUACGAAAUGUUGGCUAUUAUAUUGAUGUUUUGCGGGAACCCUUCACUUGUUUCAACGCUUCGGAUUACGGAGCAUUAUUGAUUGUCGACCCUGAGAGAGAGUUUGCCGAUGAUGAAAUAACCGCUUUAAAGGAAAAUGUUUACAAUAAAGGUCUAAAUGUCGUUAUAUUUGGUGAUUGGUAUAACACUACGGUGAUGAAGAAAAUAAAAUUUUUCGACGAAAACACCAGGCAAUGGUGGACACCUGACACUGGCGGCGCCAAUAUUCCAGCCUUAAAUGAUUUGUUGAAACCAUUUGGAAUCGGUUUCGGUGAUUUUGUCGGAGAGGGACACUUUAAAUUGGGCGACCAUUCAAUGUACUAUGCUAGUGGUGCCCCAAUCAUAAAAUUUCCAAUGAACCCAGGGGAUAUUUUAGUCGGAACGAAGCUAAAUGAUCAAGGACUUUCGAUAAUAAACUCUAAGACACCCAACAAGGAGGCUAAGGUUGAUGUACCUAUUUUUGGAAUGUUUCAAACCAGGAUCAACAGUAUUGAAAGCAACGAGGAAAUCAUAAGCAAUGCGGAAAGCAAUUUGGUUGAGGCUAUACCCACAGAUUACUCAACGUUUAAAAACCGAGUCUUGCUACUAAGAAAAAAAGAGCAAGGUAUAAGUUUUGCCAAAUUCAAUAAUUAUCAAAGCAAUAGUGAAGGUCGAAUCGCCGUAUAUGGGGACUCUAACUGUCUGGACUCGACGCAUCUGGAGAAAGCUUGUUACUGGCUACUAAUUACAUUUUUAGAUUUUGCCAUAAACUCACAUAAAUCUAGCUUACUCCAGAACCUAAAUCGUAUAUCUGAAUUUCACAAAUUAAAAAAAACGCCUUUACCUCUUAGGAUAUCAAGUAGUAAUUUAAAAUUAAGUUCCCAAAACAAUAUUUGUGAACAAUUUCAUUGGCUAGCCUCAACGAAAAAAGAUCGCGUUCAAGAGAGGGAAUCUUCCACAUUGGACGUGGUGACAACGGAAAGUAAAGAAUCUGAGAUCAAUUUGAUUAAAAAUUUAUUGGAUGCAGAGAUGACAAAACUCUCCCAAAAUGACUAUUUUGCAGGAAGCCAAGUCGCCGAUAGCUUAAGAACUCCAAUUAUAUUUAUGAUAAGUUUAAGCUUGAUUGUUAUUAUAUUAUUUGUUUUAUUCAUAAAACGUCGAUCUAUUAUGUAAAUAAA
Messenger RNA from Drosophila takahashii, 3115 nucleotides. The record is from RefSeq and is a predicted model, not a curated record. NCBI's taxonomy places the organism in Eukaryota, Metazoa, Arthropoda, Insecta, Diptera, Drosophilidae.